Molecule: messenger RNA, 2036 nt
Organism: Misgurnus anguillicaudatus (oriental weatherfish)
Lineage: Eukaryota; Metazoa; Chordata; Actinopteri; Cypriniformes; Cobitidae
Source: RefSeq, a predicted model, not a curated record
AUGAUGAAUGGGGUAGAAGAAACCUCUGUGAAAUGUGUACUGGUCGGGGACUCUGCUGUGGGUAAAACGGCACUCCUUGUACGCUUCACUUCUGAAACGUUCCCAGACAGCUACAAACCUACCGUCUAUGAAAACACUGGCGUCGAUGUAUUCAUGGACGGGAUCCAGAUCGGCCUGGGAUUGUGGGAUACGGCAGGACACGACACAUUCCGCCAAAUCCGGCCAAUGUCGUACCAGCAGGCGGAUGUGGUGUUGCUGUGUUAUUCCGUAGCGAAUCCUAACUCGUUGCUUAAUCUGCGGCAGAAAUGGAUCGGCGAAGUGAGGCAAUAUCUUCCGAAGGUACCCGUGCUGGUGGUCGCCACACAGACGGACCACCGUGAGAUGGGCCCAUAUCGUGCUAACUGCACAGCGGCCUCGGAGGGCAAACAGGUGGCACAGGAGAUCCGUGCAAAGGGAUACCUGGAAUGCUCGGCACUCAGCAACCGUGGCGUGCAGCAGGUUUUUGAGUGCGCGGUUCGAACGGCCGUCAAUCGGGCCCGAAGACAGACAAGGCGGAGACUGCUAGACUUUAACCCCUGUAAAAUCUCCUAAUACUUGUUAAACAGGGAUUAUAUUUAAUUGUACCACAUGUUCUUAGAACAACAGUUUGUUGGUCACUAACCAGAAUUCCGAUUUUUUUUAAGCACAGUCAGUAUGUUUUCAAAAAGACGUAAAUAAUUCAUCAUGAAGCUGUUCGCUUCAGAUUAAAUGCUUUAACUACAUUGUAACAUUUGUUGAAAAUGCAGACUAGCUCUGUAAACUAGUUUUUAUUUUGUCUCAUUCGUUAGUAAGAAGUAAAGAAGAACCCAUUAAAUCUCUUUGGGUCACACAGAGCUGUGACAAAUGUUGCGUACCAUCAUAAGAAACAUUUUAGCCUUAAAUGUAAAAACAAAUCUUUUCAUUUAGUAUUUAUGAUUUGCCGACAAUGCUUUUGCUCUCUGUCGGACACAGUUUGUGUAGGUUAGGAAAAGCUACAUCUAGGAGUUCAGUCCUGAAAUGUUUAUUCCUAAAAUGUUGACUACCUUUAUGGGGUCAUUUAUUAAGUCAAAAACUAAAGCUUGUAGUUUGUUAUGUCUGUGUGGUCUGUCAUGUACAGCGAACCGAGAAACGUGUGUGUAGUGAAAUGUGUGUGUUUGUAUCAGUUUUGCAUAAAUGAGAGCAAGGCAGUCUAAGUUUAAACAAAGUCAAAGUUGUGACCAAGUCCUUGAAAACCCAGCUAAAGUCUUUUUUGUCAUUUACUGUUUUGUACAUAAAAUCAUGCUACGUAAUGUAAAGAAAAUUUUGUAAAAAAUAACCUUGAUAUCUUUAAUAUUGACCGAGUAAGGCUAUGUCAAAGAUAAUGAAAUAAAACUUUAAUGCUCCUGAACUAUUAGAUUAUGAGACUUUAGCCUGGAUUUAAAGACAGGGUCACAUUUGCUAAAACACGCAAGUUGCCUUAAAUUUAUGCCAAAUGCAAAACCUGACAUCAAUGAAUCGACCAAACUGUAAAAAAUACUUUGCUGCCUGAAAUUUUUUUGUUGAAUCAACUCGGAUUUACAAGUCAUUUCAACUUACUAUUAUUUAUCUUGACCAGAGAUGAGUUGUUAUAAAAUUAAGUUGGCUUUUCUCAACUAUAUUUUAUAAGUUGUGACAACUCAUCUCUGUUGACAUGACUUGAAAAUCUGUGUUGAUUUAACAAAAAAAUUUAAGGCAGCAAAGUAUUUUUACAGUGCAUUGGAGAGUUGAAACUACGCUGGCUGUUAUAAAUGUGACACUGACAUUGUAAAUGUUACGGGCAAACGUCUAUACAGACACAACCUUGGAAAUUGUAUUUACCUGAUGUGAUCAGAACCGUAUAGUUAAAAACGACCAAUAAAUAAUGUGUCACAGAUAAAAAGUAUAUAGUUCAAGUUUUCUUAUGAUUUAUACUGUAUAAUUAUUUUGUAAACUAUGGGUAUAUGCACUAUUGAUUGUCAAUGUGAGUGUGCGAUAUAAGUGUGCUAGUGUGUAACAAGACU